Messenger RNA from Schistocerca cancellata (South American locust), 565 nucleotides. RefSeq lists its product as uncharacterized. Bases 35 to 352 code for a protein of 105 amino acids. The record is from RefSeq and is a predicted model, not a curated record. The transcript has 2 exons. Lineage: Eukaryota; Metazoa; Arthropoda; Insecta; Orthoptera; Acrididae.
GAAGAGGGCCGCACGAGCGUGUUGCUGACAUAACAUGACCUGCUUAUGGACAACGCUUAAGCGCAUGUGCGAGGCCAUUCUCUCUGUGUUCAUGUGUGGGUACAAGAGGUCCACGCUGAAUUCACGUGCAAGUAAUUCUCAUUACGUCGUGCCCUCCGUGUUGGCCCCUGAGAUCGGCCUGGAGCUGCCGGUGCCUGUGUACCACCCGCAGCAGGACGAGCUGAAGAUGGAGCCGGUGCUGCCCCUGCUGCCGCCCUCCGCCCCCCUGCCGCCGCCUCCGUCAUCCCCGCAGAUGUGCCACACCAAGCGGAGGCCCACGCCCCCGCCAAAGCCCAAAAGGCGAAAUAUCUAACUCCUUAGUUUCUGGAGAGUUUAGCGCAUUAAUCCUUGCAGUGUAGUGAAAACAUGUGGAAAAUACCAAUUUGAUGCCACCAGUAAGGACGACGUAGACUUCAUAUUGCUUUUAAGCACUCUAAUAAAGACACAUUUUUAAUUCCCUUGUCUCACUUUUGACAUUUUAUGUUCACUAAGUUUAAAAUUGUUUUGUGGUAAAUUAACUGUGCAU